AUGACGUGCAGUGACUUCAAAUCUAAGUCCGCCUCAGACCGAAAAACGGUUGUCGAGACCAGCCGAUUGUGCUACAAUUGCCUCGGCAAUCACACCGUCGCGAAGUGUCAAUCGACGAAGAAUUGCUUCACGUGCAAGGCUCGUCAUCACACGAUGCUUCACGAGGCAUACGCUCCUGCGUCAGCAUCGACCGAGGUCAGCGCGCUGUCCGCUGUGCGCUCCGCUGACGACCGCAAGGCGAUCCUCCUCGCGACCGCGCGAGUGACCGUCGCCGACCGCUACGGCAAUCCGCAUCCCGCUCGAGUCCUCAUCGAUCAAGGAUCGGAGGUCUCAAUCAUCGCCGAGUCUCUCGUACAACAGCUGCACCUGCAACGAUCUCGCUCCGCCGUGUCGAUUUUCGGAAUCGGGGGGUCGAAAUCCGGGUCAACCCGCGGGAAGGUGACGGUGAAUCUCACGUCCGUGACGACCGGAGCCACGAUUUCCGCCGUCGCGUUCGUGCUGCCUCGCCUUUCUCUGUACCAAGGCUCAACGACCAAGAAGAGCCCCGCCACGUGGCCCCAUCUCAAAGGGCUGCCUCUAGCCGAUGCGCAGUUUUCGGCUGGAGAUCCGGUCGAGUUACUUCUUGGGGCAGAAGUGUGCUCCACCAUCCUCGAAGAGGGCCUUCGAAAGGGCGGGCCGCAUGCCCCGAUCGCGCAGAAGACAGCCUUCGGGUGGAUUCUGUCCGGCGGCUGCGGUGCUUCAGCCCUCCACGCGCGCGGCAGCUUUCAAGCGACGGCCGACAACGAGCUGGCCGAUCUCGUGCGCCGCUUCUGGGAGCAAGAAGCAGAGCCUUCCACUCCCGCCGCCCUCACGCCCGAUGAACAGAGGUGCGAGGACUUUUAUGUGCGAACGCACUCUCGCACGGAGACGGGACGGUACGUGGUCCGCCUACCGUUUGCCAAGACGCCAACGACGUUGUCGAAAACUCGCCGACCGGCCGAACGCCUGCUGACCGCAAUGGAGCGUAAGUUCCAAAGAGACGCCCGGUUCGGAGAGCUCUACCGUCAAUUCAUGCGAGAGUACGAAGACCUAAAACACAUGGAGUUAGCUGCGGUCUCGCCAUUCAACGAGGAUGAGUAUGGAUGCUUCUUACCUCAUCAUGGAGUCCUCCGAGAAUCAAGCACCUCCACCAAACUACGGGUGGUUUUCAACGGAUCGCAAGAGACAAUGUCCGGCGAGUCGCUGAAUCACCACCUUUUGAUAGGCGCCAAUUUGCUGCCCGCUUUAGCCGACGUGUUGACGCGCUGGCGCUGGCACCGCUACGCCUUCGUCACGGACAUCGAGAAGAUGUACCGGCAGAUCCUCAUCCACCCGGACGACAGGACGUACCAGUGCAUCCUCUGGCGGUGCGCCCUCCUCGCCCUCGUGUGCGUGUACCGGCUCCUCACGGUGACAUACGGCCUCGCGUGCGCGCCUUUUCUAGCCAUUCGCACGUUGCAACAGUUGGCUCAUGACGAACAAUCGCGAUAUCCGCAGGGAGCAAUCGCGUUGCGUGAGGACACCUACGUGGACGACGUGGUCUCGGGCGCGAACACUCUGUCCGCCGCGAUCGCGAAACAAGCCGAACUCCGCGGACUGUGCACGGCGGGCGGGUUCCCGCUUCGAAAAUGGGCCGCGAACGACGAGAAAGUGCUGUCAGGAGUCCCAUCCGAUCACCGACUUCACCACGAACCGCACUCAUGGGAAAACGACUGCUUUUCCACUCUCGGGUUGUUGUGGCACCCGAACGAGGACACGUUCGCGUUUGCGAUUCACCCGCGCACCGUCACCGAACUCUCGAAGAGACGCGUCCUCUCGGAAACCGCACGUCUUUUCGAUCCACUAGGAUGGCUCGCCCCCGUAGUCAUUCGCGCGAAGAUUCUCAUCCAGUCCGCGUGGCUCCAGAGACUCGAGUGGGACGAUCCUCUUCCCACCGCCGACGCGCAAAGCUGGAAGAGCUUCCUCGAGGAGCUGCCUCUCCUCUCCCGAUUACGCAUCAACCGCUGGCUCGGCAGCGGGGAAGAAGACGCACAAGCAGAGCUGCACGGCUUUGCCGACGCAUCCGAGCGAGGAUACGCCGCUGCCGUGUACCUCCGCAUCACCAGGAACGGCACCGUGGCCAUUCAACUGUUGGCCGCAAAGAGCAAGGUGGCCCCGGUCAGGCAGGUGACACUGCCACGGCUCGAGCUCACUGCCGCCGACUUGCUCACGUCUCUCACAGAUCACACUCGUUCCACUUUGCGUCUGUUCACAGCACCCACGUUUCUUUGGUCCGACUCGCAGGUUACCCUGAAGUGGAUUCAAGGACACGCUUCCCGCUGGAAGACCUACGUGGCGAACCGCGUGGCUCGCAUUCAGCAACGGCUGCCCGACGCUCAAUGGAGACACGUCCCCGGGAGGGACAACCCUGCGGACUGCGCCUCCAGAGGAAUCGCCCCUGGCGAACUGCUGGAGCAUCCCCUGUGGUGGACUGGACCCGCCUGGCUCUGCGAGGACCGAUCUCACUGGCCGAGCGGGGACCUUGUGAUGUCCGACACCGAUCUGCCCGAACAGAGAGUCGCGGCACACGUCGCCACCGAGAAAAUCGAGGAGGAACCCGAGAUGCUUCUCCGGUUUUCCUCCUUGCACCGGCUCCUCCGAGUCACGAGUUGGUGCUUGCGUUGGCGUCGCACCGCUUCCCGCACUACCGCACUUACACUGCAAUCGACCGAAAUCAAUGACGCACUGCUGCUCUGGCUUCGCGUGGUGCAAGGACUGCACUUCACCAACGAGAUCACGGCCCUCUCUUCAAACCGCGCUGUGUCCCAUCGCAGUUCGUUAGCGAACCUGAGUCCAUUCCUGGAUGACCACGGCGUGCUGAGAGUCGGAGGCCGCCUCAAGCAUGCUCUGCUGUCCACCGAUGAGCGACAUCCGAUGAUUGCACCGCCGUCCUCGUGGCUCACUCGGUUGCUCAUCGAGUCGUGCCACCGUCGAACACUGCACGGAGGAGUGCAGCUCACUCUUGGUUUACUCCGCCGUCGCUUCUGGAUUCCUCGUGGCCGCUCAGUCGUCAAACAGCGGCUGCACCGCUGCAUCACUUGCACCCGCUGGCGAGCCACGACACCGCAACCGCCGAUGGGCGACCUUCCGAGAGGCCGAGUCACGCCAGCGCGUCCUUUUCUCCGGACCGGCCUGGACUAUGCCGGCCCGAUCCUCCUCCGCACGAGCAAGGGCCGCGGACAUCGAGCGUACAAGGGCUUCAUCGCCGUAUUUGUGUGCCUCUGCACCAAGGCGGUGCAUCUGGACGUCGUGUCAGAUUACACGACGGACGCCUUUCUCGCAGCCUUACGUCGCUUUAUUUCCCGUCGAGGCCUCUGCGAGGAGAUAUAUUCAGAUUGCGGCACUAAUUUCGUGGGAGCCGAUCGAGUCCUGAGGGAGCUCUUUCGAGCGUCGUCUGCCGACGGCCGUCGCCUUGCUCACACCGCCGCCACGGAGGGCAUAAUCUGGCACUUUAACCCUCCGGCUGCGCCGCACUUCGGAGGACUGUGGGAGGCCGCCGUGAAGUCGACCAAAUUCCAUCUCCGUCGGGUCAUUGGGGAGACGACGCUCACUUUUGAGGAGAUGAGCACUCUCCUCUCUCAGGUCGAAGCCUGCCUUAAUUCCAGGCCACUGCAGGCUUUGUCCGACGAUCCGGACGACAUAUCCGCUCUCACACCGGGCCACUUCUUGAUCGGCGCUCCCCUCCUGGCCGUGCCCGAACCCGCCUUGAAUGACGCCGCUGAGAGCUCACUAUCCCGGUGGCAACACCUCCAAAAGAUGCGCGAUCACUUUUGGGCACGGUGGUCGCACGAGUACAUCAACGGGAUGACAUCUCGCUCGAAAUGGACCAAACCCGAGGACGCACCUGCCGUCGGCUCCCUGUGCUUGGUACGCGCCGAAAGCACUCCACCGAGUCGAUGGCCACUGGCCCGCAUCAUUCGAGUGCACCCCGGCGACGAUGGCAUUGUUCGCGUGGCGACAAUCCGCACCUCAACGUCAGAGCUCGUGCGACCACUGUGCAAACUCGUGCUUCUCCCCGGGACUGAGGACCAGCCGCCGCCGACGGAUGCGUGA
Temnothorax curvispinosus is the source of this 4110-nucleotide messenger RNA. RefSeq lists its product as uncharacterized. The record is from RefSeq and is a predicted model, not a curated record. The coding region runs from base 1 to 4110 and encodes 1369 amino acids. Gene Ontology annotation, molecular function: aspartic-type endopeptidase activity; nucleic acid binding. The transcript has a single exon. Gene Ontology annotation, biological process: DNA integration; proteolysis. NCBI's taxonomy places the organism in Eukaryota, Metazoa, Arthropoda, Insecta, Hymenoptera, Formicidae.